GCCAAGCUUUCAUGUCAUCCCAAAAGAUAAAGCAAAUGGCUAGCGGGAAGAACAACUGCCUUCACGUCUCCAAAGUAGGCAUUAUCGGGGCUGGUAUCAGCGGUAUCGCAGCCGCUAAACAGCUUUCCCGUUACAACCCCAUUGUUUUCGAAGCUACGGAUUCCAUUGGGGGUGUCUGGAGGCAUUGCUCCUUCAACUCCACAAAACUUCAGACCCCUCGAUGUGAUUACGAGUUCUCGGAUUUCCCUUGGCCAGAAAGAGAUAAUUCUAGUUUCCCUUCUUAUCGUGAAAUUUUGGAUUAUUUGCAUUCCUACGCUACGCACUUCGACGUGUUGAAAUACGUCAAGUUCAAUGCAAAGGUGGUGGAGGUCCGGUUUACCGGCCAUAGGGAAACCUCCGAUUUUGAUCGGAAACCUGGAGAGUAUGGGAGUCUGUUGAGUGGUCAGCCGGUUUGGGAGGUUGCUGUGCAAACCAACCAGUCGGAUACCAUUCAGUGGUAUGCUUUUGAAUUUCUUGUGGUGUGUACCGGAAAAUAUGGUGACGUACCAAAACUGCCAACUUUUCCGGCCAACAAAAGCCCAGAAAUAUUCAAUGGUAAGGUCUUGCAUACGCUUGAUUACUCCAAGCUCGACAAAGAAGCCGCUUAUCAACUACUAAAAGGAAAGAAGGUUGUAGUUAUUGGCUACAAGAAGUCAGCCAUUGAUUUAGCUGUUGAGUGUGCAGAAGCAAACCAAGGACCAGAUGGGCAACCAUGUACUAUGCUGAUAAGGACCCUCCAUUGGACUGUUCCCUCUUACUGGAUUUGGGGCUUGCCCUUUUUCCUGUUUUAUUCAACAAGAUCGUCUCAGUUUCUCCAUGAAAGGCCUAAUCAGGGCUUUCUCGGAACACUCCUUUGCCUCCUCAUGUCUCCAUUGAGAAGAACCGUUUCCAAGUUCAUCGAGUCGUAUCUCGUAUGGAAGCUUCCGUUGAUAAAGUAUGGGCUGAAACCGGAACACCCGUUCGUGGAGGACUACGCAUCUUGUCAGAUGGCCAUCUUGCCAGAGAAUUUCUUUUCAGAGGCCGAUGAGGGAAGAAUCAAAUUUAAAAGAGCGUCGAAAUGGGGGUUUUGGAGUGGGGGAGUUGAGUUGGAAGACGGCACCAAGUUGGAGGCCGAUGUUGUGGUUCUUGCAACUGGUUUUGACGGGAAGAAGAAGUUGAAGGCAAUACUACCCGAUCCCUUCCGUAGUCUGAUAGAGGAUUCUUCCGGCAUGAUGCCCUUGUACAGGGGUACAAUCCAUCCUUUGAUUCCUCACAUGGCAUUUGUUGGGUACAUUGAGAGCGUUUCAAAUCUGCACACUGCGGAGUUACGGUGCAAAUGGUUGGCUCGCCUCGCGGAUGAUCAAUUCAAGCUCCCCAGCGUGGAACAGAUGCUGGAGCAAAUAAGGAAGGAAAUACAAGUGAUGAAGAGGACAACUAGGUUCUAUAAAAGACACUGUAUUUCGACGUACAGCAUCAACCACAGUGAUGAGAUAUGCCAAGAGAUGGGAUGGAGGUCAUGGAGGAAGAACAACUGGUUCUUGGAAGCCUUCAGUCCUUACAAUAGCCAAGACUACGACAAAGAUAAAUGAUCAAGAUAUCAACCAACAUACAUUAUUAAUUCCUAGGAGGAUAGCAGGAGUACGUUGCUGGAUCGCUUGCUUGUCGUAGAAAAUUCAAGACAAAAUAUAAUGCACGCAGUAGCUAGUAAGAAAAUGUCCUGUUUUGGGGUCCUAUAAAAUAAUACUAUUUAAAGUUUAAAUGCAUGUGAGAAUGUCACUUAAUUUCAACAAGGGUAAGAAAUUAAUUAAGUGGGAUUAUUUUAACAGUAAUUAAUGUCUCUGGCCUUAACUCUCAAGGCUUGUAAUAAUUCUCCAUAUAUGUCCAAAAUGCUUUUGC
Nelumbo nucifera (sacred lotus) is the source of this 1914-nucleotide messenger RNA. It is a transcript of the gene FMO1, whose product is annotated as flavin-dependent monooxygenase 1. The record is from RefSeq and is a predicted model, not a curated record. NCBI's taxonomy places the organism in Eukaryota, Viridiplantae, Streptophyta, Magnoliopsida, Proteales, Nelumbonaceae. Gene Ontology annotation, molecular function: N,N-dimethylaniline monooxygenase activity; flavin adenine dinucleotide binding; NADP binding.